This is a messenger RNA of Emiliania huxleyi CCMP1516, 624 nucleotides long. RefSeq lists its product as hypothetical. The transcript has a single exon. The coding region runs from base 1 to 624 and encodes 207 amino acids. The record is from RefSeq and is a predicted model, not a curated record. NCBI's taxonomy places the organism in Eukaryota, Haptophyta, Isochrysidales, Noelaerhabdaceae.
AUGCGCGAGCGCAACUGCUCCGUCGUGCACACGCUCAUCUCGUCGCGCGCGGCCAACGUCACGUACACUGAGAAUAAGUUGGGCAAGCAGGGCUUCAACCACAUCUCCUCGAGGCGAGGCGCUGCGGGAGGCGCCAACGUGCACAGCGCGCUGCCGCUCGAGGCGGUGCUGCGCGCGAACGGCGCGCCGGCGGUGAUGGAGUACCUGAGCCUCGACGUCGAGAAUCACGAGCGCGCAGUGCUUGAGCACUUCCCCUUCGGAUCAUACCGCUGGCACGCGCUGAGCAUCGAGACGGUGGAGCCCGCGCUCGCCGCCACGCUCGCGCGCCACGGCUACGUGCACGCACUCGACGUGUACCACCCGCUCCCCGACGGGCGCCGCAAGCUGCUCGACCAUUUCUACCUGCACGAGGCCAUCCCGGGAGGCGUCGACGCGGCGAGGAAGCGCGCCCGGGCGAGCAAACGGCUCUGGGACGGCGCGAUGGCGCGCCGGCCGCUGAGCGGGCUGAGCGAGGAGAGCGUGUAUCGCGUCAACUGCGGCGGCGUCCCCGAGGCCUUCGUCGCCAGCGGCGGCAACGAUACGGCGCUUUUCUCGCCGCGCCGCGCGUGCUCGUGCAGCAUCUGA